Acyrthosiphon pisum (pea aphid) is the source of this 2476-nucleotide messenger RNA. RefSeq names its product kelch-like protein 2. Gene Ontology annotation, molecular function: protein binding. The coding region runs from base 540 to 2327 and encodes 595 amino acids. The transcript is spliced from 12 exons. Lineage: Eukaryota; Metazoa; Arthropoda; Insecta; Hemiptera; Aphididae. The record is from RefSeq and is a predicted model, not a curated record.
AAAUUAAAUCGGAAUGCAUAUGGCGGCUCCCGUAUGGUCUCAUUUUUCAUAUACGAGAAUUAUACACAAUACGCGUUCCAUGUAUUUAGUUCAGUGGACUUGACGUCGACUUGUUUCUUGUGUAAUCAGUUAUAAUGGUUUUGUUCGUGUUAUUAUUUACUUAUCAAAUUUGUUACAAUAAUAAAAAGGGAAUAAAUUAUUACAAUAGGUAGGGUACCUGCUUCUGUGGUUGUGUCUUAUUUAGUUGUUUUGUUGAUUGUUUAAUCGUAUUCAAUUUUCACACUUUCGCGGAAACGUUCCCAAUUUAAUUCUAAAUAUUGUACCUAUAUGAAUCAGUUUUUGAAUAAUAGUACCAGGCUCGGCACUUAUUAUGUCCAUUUGAUAGUUUUGUCAGAGAUUUGAAGUAAACUAUACUGAAGGAUAUAACACUUACACGAUAAUAGAUCAUGAUAUUUUGAUCACAUAUUUUAUUAAAAAUUAAAUGUUAUUUAGUUAAAUCAGAUACCGCACCGGACACCUGUGUGCAAGCCUAUGGUAUCAUGAUGUCUGGGACGGAGAUGAACGAUGUACAAAAGCUAAUUCCAACAUUCAAAAUAUGUGAACCAAAAAAGCAUAUAAAUGGUUCUCACAUCGUUGGAUUAUUCAAAGUCGUUCAAUCUUUACACAAAGACAAAGUGUUUUGUGAUAUUAGAAUAGAAACCAACGAUGGUACAAUGUUAUUUGGGCAUAAAGUUGUUUUAGGGUCAGCUAGUCCAUAUUUCUGUGCGAUGUUCACUAGUUUUGAAGGAAGCAGUAAUGAUCUGGUACAUAUUACAGAGUUAGAUUCUACCGCUUUACAACUAUUGGUGAAUUAUAUUUAUACUGGUGAAAUCACAGUGACCGAAGAAAAUGUUCAGGGUUUGUUAUCAUCUGCUACUAUCUUACAGUUAGACUAUGUAAAAAAUGUGUGUACUGAAUUUAUACAAACACAACUGGAUCCUUCAAAUUGUCUUGGUAUAAAAGCAUUUGCUAUUUUACAUAACUGUACAGAAUUGUUGUUGAGUUCGGAAGCAUAUAUUAAAAAACAGUUUUUAAAAGUGGUAAAAUGUGAUGAGUUCCUAUCUUUAUCUUCUGUAGAAGUAAUUAAACUUAUUUCCUGUAAUGACCUUUUUGUUCCAUUAGAAGAAAAAGUAUUUGAAUGUGUUACUAAUUGGGUGGAACAUGAGUUGGACAAUAGAAAAAUUUUUUUCUCCGAAUUGAUGGAACAUGUACGUUUGCCAUUAAUUUCAAAACAGUAUAUAUUAGAAAAAGUAGUUGAUGAACCUCUUAUUAAAAAUAGUCCAAAAUGCAAAGAUUAUGUGUUUGAAGCAUUCCAUGUAAAUCUACUUAAGUCAGUACAACCUUUCACUAAACCACUAACUGUCCGGAGUAAACCUAGACAGUUUGACAUUUUACAAAAAGUUAUUCUUGUGUUAAGUUGGUCGACAAAUACGAAAAAAACUUCUACUAAUUGGUAUGACCCAGCAAACAACCUUUGGCACAAUGUAUUAGAAAUGAAAAUGAAAUACUGUCGGCCAGCACAUCUUGCAUUAAUAGCAGAUCAGUUUGUGUUUGCUGUUGGUAAUAACCGCGAAACUAAAUCUCAAUCUGUUUCAAUGCUUGAUUUAACUUCACAAGCACCCUGUUGGGUACAAACAGCAGACAUGUUAAUUGGUCGAAGUCAUUUAGCUGUUGGUGUAUUAUAUAAUAGUGUAUAUGCUGUUGGCGGAUUUGACGGUUCUAGUGAUUUAAAGAGUGCCGAGGUUUUUCGUAUCAGUAUUCAAAAAUGGAAAAUGGUUGCUAGUAUGGCCCGUAAAAGACAGCAAUUUGGCAUUGGAGUACUAAAUAAUAAGUUAUACGCGGUAGGAGGUUAUGAUAGUUCAUCAAAGAAUUCAUUGAAAUCAGUCGAAUGUUAUUAUCCCGUCCUUGACUCUUGGAAAUUCAUUAAAGAUAUGUCUAUAGGUCGCAGUAAUGCUGGUAUAGCAGUCUUAGAUGGUGUUAUGUAUGCUAUUGGUGGUAUAAGUGCUCUAGGAACAGUUCAAAAAAGUGUAGAAGCCUAUACAACAAAUCCUUCUGGUUGGACUCCUAGAGCCGAUAUGCAUUUGUGCAGAUACAGUCCUGGAGUAAUCGCUUUAGAUGGUUUAUUGUAUGUUGUGGGUGGAAUGGAUAAUGAUUCUACUUUAGACUCUAUAGAAACGUAUAAUCCUAUCACUAAUGAAUGGAAAUUAAUGGAAUCCAGUAUAAAUGAUGAUGGUCAAAUUUUUACUGGAGUAGUGAUUGAUAAGCCGCCACAUUUUAAUACUGAUUAAGAUAUGAUAUGUCUCAUUGGCUCAUGGUUGGUAGUUAUAAUAGAAUCAUAUGUGUAUAUAAUUUAUGUUAAAACAUUUUGUGAAUAUUUGAGGAAAAGUUUUCUGUAUAAUUUAAAUUGACCACCGUUAAAUUAAAUAAACAAGUAAGG